CUUAAUAAUCAAUCCCACAGACGCUCAUCAAGAACGCCAGCACAGGUUGCAGCGCAGGAACACCGCUAUGUCACCGGCCCAGAUUUAUAGUUCACGGCCCCUUCCUGCCCUGCAGCUUCCCCUCUCUCGUAUAUGUCCCAUCAUUCUCAGCUAGAAUCGUGGCGCCAAACGCCUCAGGACAAGCGAUUGUCAAUUUCUUCAAUCCAUGUAACAGCUCCUGCGGCUGGCCUUCGUCGCAUUCCAGCCGGUUAUUAUGUCGCCAUCGAGAUUGACGGAACUGUUUGGAGAACAGCUGUCAAAGCGGAAGUACCGUCAAGCAAUAUCGUGCAGUGGGAUCAGAUUUUUGUACUUCCCGCAGAUAGUUCAACAACAGUAUCUUUGAGAAUUUUUGCAGCCUUCGAAUUUGAACGUAUGCUUGGGCGCGGCCAGUUGAUGCGCAAAGCUGAGCUCACAGUGGGAGAACUUUUACAUCACAGUGACCAAUCCCUACCCAUAUUUUUCUUCCCUGAUGGGGGUGAAUCAUCGUCUCUCCUAGUAAAGGUCGACCGAGGCCUUGAAGGCGAACCCGAUGCAGCUCAGUUUGGCCAACGCUACUCCCCCAGACCUAAUGAGUCACGACUUCUUGGUCAAAUGACAGAAACCGCCACGGAACAGCUGCGCCUUGCGCUUGAUUAUUGUGGCAGUGAUCACCCUGACCGUGCAGCAGCAUUGACUAAUUUAGCGGACGCUCUCGUGAUUCACCCGCAUAUUGAAGAAAGCGAUGGCGCCAUCAAUGCCCCUAUCUCGCUGUAUCAGGAAGCGCUGGAGCUUCGCCGAUCGGGGCACCCAGACCGUCCCUUGGCACUGCUCAAGCUUGGACUUGCAUUGCUAUACCGUUUUCAGCUAAGGAAAAAUCCUGCAGAUGUAAUGGAAGGACAAGACCUACUGAAUCGUGCGCAGCGUGUCUGUUCGGACGACAACUCCGAUAUCGAACCCGUCAUUGACGCAAUCAAGAGCCCCACUCCUACUAAUACUUCGAGUCACCGCUCUUUGGAGGUGCUUCCAUCACCCCCUUCACCGCUUUCACGAAUGUCGAUGAACUCCGCAGCUCCACAGCCUCAUAAAUUCCCAGAAGCGGUGGGAUGCACUGCUGACAUACCAACACGUUCUGUUCCGCUAUCAAUGAGAAGCCUGAACGGUGAAUCACUGUUACAGCGUGGUCAGGCAGAACAAUUCGGAGAUGAGAAAGAGUUUGCCGCAGAUGAAGCUAACGCACCACCGCCAGCCUGUCAGCCCACGCAUCCUCGCUUGCAAUCGGGAACUCUAUACACGAACUCUGUUACGAUGCCCCCUCAACUACUGCCAGGAAGUCCGCGCAGAGAAUGUUGCACGAAGCUGCUUGCCCCUGAUGUCGAAAUGCGGGCAAUACAACCACAGCAGACUAUUAAAUCUAUCUCAUCACCGCUCACACCCCAUUCGUUUCUCCCUUUGCCGGUACCAGCUGCUCGGGCCCCAAGUCUGCUCGCUUCUAACCUUCGCAUAGCGUUUAUUGCUGUUUUCGUGUUUCUAUCUAUUCUCCUGUUGAUGACACGUCCAUUGGAUGGGCUAUGGUUUUGAUUAAUGUUAUUAUUGCCAC
This is a messenger RNA of Suillus discolor, 1615 nucleotides long. RefSeq lists its product as uncharacterized. NCBI's taxonomy places the organism in Eukaryota, Fungi, Basidiomycota, Agaricomycetes, Boletales, Suillaceae. The transcript is spliced from 6 exons. The record is from RefSeq and is a predicted model, not a curated record. Gene Ontology annotation, molecular function: protein binding. Bases 133 to 1596 code for a protein of 487 amino acids.